ACGCGAGCUCAAAUACACGCAUUGAAUCUGAUGGAGGUAAGGACAGUGAAAAUUAACAAUGUCUCCCUCAGCGCCACGGAUCAUGAUCUAAGAGAAUUCUUUUCCUUCUCCGGUGAAAUUGAAUAUGUGGAACUUCAUAGUUGUAACGAGACGUCUCAGGUUGCUUAUGUUACCUUCAAGGAUGCAACUGCAGCAGACACAUCGAUCCUCCUCUCGGGAGCGACUAUUGUUGAUCAACCUGUUACCAUAGAAAUGGCUGCAGAAUACAAGCUGCCAGCUGCUGAGGCAUCAACACUUCCAGCCGAAAAAGUUAAUGUAAAUGCUGGUGACGCCACACCUGCUGCCCGAAAGGCAGAGGAUGUUGUGAGCAGCAUGCUAGCACAAGGUUUUAUUUUGGGAAAAGAUGCUAUUAGCAAGGCAAAAGCCUUUGAUGAGAAGCACCAGAUCUAUUCCACUGCUACUGCCACAGUUGCUACAUUGGACCAAAAGAUUGGUUUUAGUGAGAAACUUAGUGCCGGCACAACCAUGGUGAAUGACAAACUGAGGCAAAUGGACGAAAGGUUUCAGGUUUCUGAGAAGACAAAGUCUGCAUAUUCAGCUGCAGGGCAAACAGUCAGUACUGCAGGAUCUGCACUCAUGAGCAACCGUUACAUAUUAACUGGCGCAGCAUGGGCUGUCGGUGCUUAUAGUAGGGCUGCCCAGACAGCAAAUGAAGUGAGCCAGAAGACAAAGGAAAAGGUUUUAGCUGAGAAAGAUAAAAAUGGCAAUAAAGCGGGAGGCAGUCAAGCAGAGGACACUAAAGCGGAAGGCAGUGAAGGAGAAGGCAGUCAAGCGGAAGGCAUCAAAGUAGAAGGCAGUCCAGCAGAAGGCAUCAAAGUAGAAGGCAGUCAAGCGGAAGGCAAUAAUGCAGCAGCUGAAGGUUCUAAAACAGAAGGUAGUAAAGCAGCAGAAGGCAUUCAAGUGGAAAGCAAUAAAAUAGAAGGCCGUUCUUAGAUCCAUCGAGUCCAUUUUCCAAACACUGAGCUACUACUAAUGAGAAAGUU
Molecule: messenger RNA, 1043 nt
Organism: Fragaria vesca subsp. vesca
Lineage: Eukaryota; Viridiplantae; Streptophyta; Magnoliopsida; Rosales; Rosaceae
Exons: 5
Coding region: 31-993 (320 amino acids)
Molecular function (GO): RNA binding
Source: RefSeq, a predicted model, not a curated record